Hypomesus transpacificus is the source of this 2039-nucleotide messenger RNA. RefSeq names its product thrombospondin type-1 domain-containing protein 4-like. Gene Ontology annotation, molecular function: metalloendopeptidase activity. Gene Ontology annotation, cellular component: extracellular matrix. The transcript is spliced from 9 exons. The record is from RefSeq and is a predicted model, not a curated record. Bases 1 to 1995 code for a protein of 664 amino acids. NCBI's taxonomy places the organism in Eukaryota, Metazoa, Chordata, Actinopteri, Osmeriformes, Osmeridae. Gene Ontology annotation, biological process: extracellular matrix organization.
AUGACAGCCUUUCCAAUCCCCUCCUACACAGACACUGUUAGCCCCUCCUACACAGACACUGUUAGCCCCUCCUACACAGACACUGCUAGCCCCUCCUACACAGACACUGUUAGCCCCUCCUACAUAAACACUGUUAGCCCCUCCUACACAGACACUGUUAGCCCCUCCUACAUAGACACUGUUAGCCCCUCCUACACAGACACUGCUAGCCCCUCCUACAUAGACACUGUUAGCCCCUCCUACACAGACACUGUUAGCCCCUCCUACACAGACACUGCUAGCCCCUCCUACACAGACACUGUUAGCCCCUCCUACACAGACACUGUUAGCCCCUCCUACAUAGACACUGUUAGCCCCUCCUACACAGACACUGUUAGCCCCUCCUACAUAGACACUGUUAGCCCCUCCUACCCAGACACUGUUAGCCCCUCCUUCAUAGACACUGUUCGCCCCUCCUACACAGACACUGUUAGCCUCUCCUACAUAGACACUGUUAGCCCCUCCUACACAGACACUGUUAGCCCCUCCCACACAGACGCUGACUUAUCUGCUUACCGAGACACUGAUAGCCCCUCCCAUACAGUUGUUCCCUCUAACAAGGACUCCAUUGGACAGAACCUCAUAAGGAAUGACAUUCUCAAUGAGCAGGAGCAUACCAACCAGGUGCCCUCUCACCCCUUUGUGAGCCCUGACUCCUGGAGCAGCUACAUCUGGACCAGCACCGGCCACACACCCUGCACCACCACCUGUGGCACCGGCAGGCGCCAGGCGUUGUGGAGGUGUACGGAGAGGAAGACCCAGACCACAGUAGCAAGUGACCUCUGUGGCCCCGCCCUUCCUCCUCUAAACCAUGAAGAGGACUGCAACACCCAACCCUGUCCGGCAUUCUGGGACUUUGGGGAGUGGUCAGAGUGCAGCAAAAGGUGUGGCCCAGGAGUCCAGCACCGGCAGGUCCACUGUCGCCAGGUGACCAAUAACAACAGCAACGGAACGGUGAGAGUGGUUACUGUGGGUACAGACCUGUGCGAAGAUGAUGUCACUGCUAUGCCAGCGACAUCACAGCCAUGCCAACUGAAGGUCUGCAGCCAAUGGCAGUUACGUUCUGAUUGGAGUCCGUGCUCUGUGCCGUGUGGGGUUGGGCAGCGCAGCAGGGAGGUGGUGUGUGUGGGCGGCACGGGACUCGUGGAGGAGGACCAGGAGUGUAACCUGGCCCUGAAGCCAGACCACCUCCACAACUGUGACAUGGGAGCCUGCGCACGCAGCUGGUACACCUCGCUCUGGAGUCAGCGGUGUUCUGCAGAGUGUGGCAAGGGCAAACGCACCCGAGCGUCCGUGUGUCUUGUCGAUCACGUGACCAACCUCCGAUUGGGCGGCUGUGAAGGGGAGCGACCACAGGAAGUGACAUCAUGUGAUGCCGGGCCAUGUCGCCAACAAGUGGAGUGGUACGCAGGACCCUGGGGACAGUGUUCUGCAGAAUGUGGAAAUGGAACGCAGACCAGAGGCGUGGCAUGUCUCCUUAGAGACGAGGGUCGCCUACAGGCUGUUGACCAAUCCAAAUGUUUCCACUUGCCUCAGCCAAUCAGCUCACAGCCCUGCCAGCUGAAGCUGUGUGGCAUGCAGUGGUACAUGACAGAAUGGAGCGCGUGUUCACGCUCCUGUGAGGGCGGUUACCGCGUGCGUGAGGUGCGCUGCCUUGCCGACAACAUGGCCCCUAGCGAUCUCUGUGACCCCAGCCUGACCCCGGAGAGCAGCGCGGAGUGCAACCCCCAGCCCUGUGUAACAGACGCCAGCUUGUCGUGCCGGGACCAGUAUGAUAACUGUGUGGUGGUGGUGCAGGCCAGGCUGUGUGUGUACCCCUACUACAGGACUGCCUGCUGCACUUCCUGUUCACGUGUGACAAACAAACACCCCUACCCAUACCUGAAGACUCACCGCCGCAGACACACACUCCAACACACACCUGAGAACUCCGCAGAUGAUGGCACUUCAGAAUAGAGACACACCAUUGUGAAUGUUCCUACAAAAGAGGAGUUACGAUA